CCCCGAGCCGUGUGCUCUGCUCACUGCUCACUUGCUCAGCGCUCCGCAUCGUCCAGCCAGAACCUGGGAGCGGUGACAGGGGAGCUAGGGAGGCAUGGGGCGAGGGCGAGCGCCGUGCUGCGCCAAGGUGGGGCUCAACAGGGGCUCCUGGACGCCGCAGGAGGACAUGCGCCUCGUGGCAUACAUCCAGAAGCACGGCCACUCCAACUGGCGCGCGCUGCCCAAGCAAGCAGGUUUGCUGCGGUGCGGGAAGAGCUGCCGGCUGCGGUGGAUCAACUACCUGCGGCCGGACCUGAAGCGCGGCAACUUCACCGUCGAGGAGGAGGAGACCAUCAUACGGCUGCACGGCAUGCUCGGGAACAAGUGGUCUAAGAUCGCGGCGUGCCUGCCGGGGAGGACGGACAACGAGAUCAAGAACGUGUGGAACACGCACCUGAAGAAGAAGGUGGCGCAGCGGGAGCAGCAGAAGAAGGCUGGCGCGGCCAAGAACGACGGGGCGGCGAGCGGCGGCGACGCCGGCACUCCCGGCACCGAUUCGUCGUCGGCGUCCUCCUCGACGACGACGACGACGACGAACAACAGCUCCGGGGGCAGCGACUCCGGCGACCAGUGCGGCACGAGCAAGGAGCCCGACGCGGCCGCCGUAUCUCCCCUCCACGACAUCGGCGUCUGGGAGAUGCUGGUGGACGCGCCCGCGGCGGCGCAGCCAAUGCUGUCGUCAUCUUGCUCCUCGUCCUCCCUGACGACGUGCGUCGGCGGCGCCGAGGACCUGAUCGAGCUGCCGGUGAUGGACAUCGAGCCGGAUAUCUGGAGCAUCAUCGACGACGAGAGCGCCGACGGCUCAGGCGCUCGGCACGGCGAUGCGGCAGCGCCAUGUACGGGCGCCGCCGUCAGCACCAGCGAGGAGGAGGCAGGGGAGGCGGCGGACGAUUGGUGGUUGGAGAAUCUGGAGAAGGAGCUAGGCCUGUGGGGCCCAACGGAGGAUCCUCUGGCCCACUCUGACCUACUGGUGGACCACACGGGCUUCGGCCCACUCAGCAGCUCGGAGGGGGGCCCAGUCUCUACCUACUUCCAGUCUGGGCCCGACAAUGCUGCAACCGAACAACUCCUAAAUGUGGAACUCGAACUCGAACCAUCUGCCCUUCUGCUAUGAGCAUCGGAAAUUCAGAACACGGAACAAUCUGAUCGGACGGACAGGGUCGAUCGGCACAGCACUACCAUCAGCAACGGCUCCAAGAGCAACGAACAGCUCUGGAGAAUGGAGGUGUUCGAUGCAAAGCCGAGAGCCACCUGUUUGAUGCACUGGCAAAUAUCCCUAGGUCAAUUAGCUAGAAUGCACAUACGAAAGAGAGAGGGCAAAUCUGUCCGAAAAAAGUUUAACGCACGCAGGUGUAGCAAACUAGGGUUUGAUUGGUAUAUGGAACACGGCGGCGCUCCGUCUGUGUUGCUUGGUUUGUGCAGUGUGCACAUAGCGUGACGUCAUCGUGAUGUCAGCGCUGGAUCAUCCGGGAGAGUCCUACCACUACCGACCAUGGAUGAUGAUGCCUUUUGUGAAUCAUCACCGGGCUCUGAUCAUGCUUUGGAACCCUUUUGCUUUUGCUAAUGCGAUGUAAACUUUUCUGCUCUCUCUCUCUCUCUCUCUCCGCCGCUGUUGUUUUCUUUAUUUCCUUUUCCUUCUUUGUUUUUUCUUUAUAUGAGAUUCCACAUCUGUUUUUA
Messenger RNA from Panicum virgatum (switchgrass), 1716 nucleotides. RefSeq names its product myb-related protein Zm1-like. The transcript has 4 exons. The record is from RefSeq and is a predicted model, not a curated record. NCBI's taxonomy places the organism in Eukaryota, Viridiplantae, Streptophyta, Magnoliopsida, Poales, Poaceae. Bases 95 to 1153 code for a protein of 352 amino acids.